Molecule: messenger RNA, 471 nt
Organism: Grosmannia clavigera kw1407
Lineage: Eukaryota; Fungi; Ascomycota; Sordariomycetes; Ophiostomatales; Ophiostomataceae
Product: superoxide mitochondrial precursor
Exons: 2
Coding region: 1-471 (156 amino acids)
Biological process (GO): superoxide metabolic process
Cellular component (GO): mitochondrion
Molecular function (GO): metal ion binding; superoxide dismutase activity
Source: RefSeq, a predicted model, not a curated record
AUGACCCUUCACCAUGACAGACACCACCAGGCUUAUAUAACAAACCUCAAUGCGGUCCUGGCCGACUACUACGUUGCUGCCUCUCAAGGCCACAUUGCCGAUCAAACUGCCCUACAAGCGUCUAUCCACUUCAAUGGGGGUGGUCACAUAAAUCACGCCCUUUUCUGGCCGACGCUUGCUCCUGCCAGCAGUGCUGAUGCCUGUGAGCCCGAAGCGAAGGCCCCGAGACUCCUGGCUGCUCUCGGUGUCGAAUAUGGCAGCCUGGACAAUUUCAGCACUACCUUCUCGUCGACUCUAUUAUCCGUCCAGGGAUCCGGUUGGGGCUGGCUUGUGCGCUCUGGAUGCGGUGUCGAUGGACGCCUGCUCAUCACUACAACUAAGGACCAGGAUCCGGUUGUAAGAAGUAUUGCAAUCGGUGGUCAGGCUUCACUACAGAACCCACAGACAAGGAAGGCCCUUUGUCCGUACUAA